Messenger RNA from Candidozyma duobushaemuli, 1245 nucleotides. RefSeq names its product TauD/TfdA dioxygenase family protein. The transcript has a single exon. Gene Ontology annotation, cellular component: cytoplasm. Gene Ontology annotation, molecular function: 2-oxoglutarate-dependent dioxygenase activity. The record is from RefSeq and is a predicted model, not a curated record. Lineage: Eukaryota; Fungi; Ascomycota; Pichiomycetes; Serinales; Metschnikowiaceae. Bases 1 to 1245 code for a protein of 414 amino acids.
AUGUCGAUAAGGGACGAUCAGAACGAGCUUAUGAGGCUAGUCGAAGCUCUAGCAGCCAAGAAGCCCCCUUCAUUCGGUAAAUCGAACGAUGGCUUGCAUGAUGCUCGAUCCAACAAGUACUGGACAAAUCUUCUACCCAAAUCCACAAAGAAUAGAUUCCAAAAGGCGGGCAUUGAUACAGAAGGUGGAUAUCCAGCAUUUCCAGCACAGGACGACAUUCCGAAAUUCUUGGAUGAAGCCUUCAGUGUCCGCGACAAGAUAGAGCCGUUUACAGAUCGUGGGACCUUUGCAAGACCUGACAAGAAGGCCUUAUUUGAUGCUGCUUUGGAAGUAAGAGAUCUUACGAAGCAUAUAGGCACUGAAAUCAUAGGCUUGCAAUUGAAGGACCUCACCACUGAGCAGAAGGACGAUCUAGCCCUUCUAGUUGCAGAGCGUGUCGUUGUAUUUUUCCGAGGUCAAGAUUUGAGUCCACAGCAACAGCUAAGUUUAGGAGAGCAUUACGGUCGUGUUGAAAAACACCCACAGGCUCCUUUCGUACCACUUCCUUCAUCACGAAAUGAACCUUAUGCUCAAGGAAGUGGUGUUUCAAUUAUUUGGUUGAAGUUUCUUAAGGAUUUUUAUGGGAUACGCAAAGGCUUUCGCUUCAAUAAUUACCCUUGGCACACAGACCUUGUCCAUGAGAGGCAACCUGCUGGACUCACUCACUUGCAUCUUGAUCUGAUUCCCUCUACUGGAGGCGAUACUGUUUGGUCAUCAGGGUAUGCUGCUUACGAUAAAUUGUCCUUUGCCAUGAAACAAUUUCUUGAUGGGAAAAACGCUGUUUAUUGUUCAGGUCAUGCCUACAUUGAUCGCAAUGAUCCAUUGAGUGGACCAAAGUUUGUUGAAAGGGAGCACCCAAUCAUCAGGACUCAUCCAGUCACCGGUUGGAAAUCUCUUUUUGUUAAUCGAAGUAUGACCAGGCGAAUAGUUGGUCUAUUACCUGAUGAAUCUGACACCAUCUUGGGUUACCUCUUUUCGGUUUUCGAAAAUAACUUGGAUAUCCAAGUUCGUUGGUCUUGGCAACCCACACAAGAUGGUUUCGGAACUUCAGCUAUUUGGGACAAUCGAGUCUCACAACACUAUGCAGUUGGUGACUAUGAUGUUGAUGAGGAUGAAAGACAUGGUACGAGGGUGUCGACAUUGGCUGAAGUUCCAUACUUUGACAACAACUCAGUGUCUCAACGAGAAGGUCUCGGUUUGGAGUGA